UCUUCAAAAUGGCCGCCCCUGUCGCUACAACCGGUGCAUCGCAUAUGUCACAAGGGCAACCUCAGCAACAGCCACAACCACCCCAACCACCACAGCAGCCAACAGAUGUUGACCCUGUUGCUAAAUUUAAAUCCUUGCUUUUACCUCGUCUGAAGGAAUCAUUAGCUACGUUAUUCAAGGUUGCUGGUCAAGCCUUCAAUCAAAAUGCACAACAAGAUGGUGGAUUCAAACCAGCCGAAGGACACCAGCAAAAGUUUGAGAAGAGUCUCGAGGAAUUCUAUGGUGUGUGUGACCAGGUCGAGGUGUCUCUUCGGUUAGCCCUUGAGAGUCAGUCCCAAGUAUCAGACAGCAACAAGUUCACCCCCCAACCCGUGCUGCAAGCCAAGGGGGACACACCGCCGACAGAGGGCCAGCUCUACCCUAACUACCUCGCCACAAUCAGGUCACAGAUCACAUGUGCCAAGGAAGUGCAUGAUAUGCUACAUGAAUGUGUGCGGAAACUUUCAGACAGACCUUGAUGUGCCACACAAACAGGGACACCAUGACACCAUAUGACAGACAGACCUUGUGACCAGAUGACACCAUGUGGCAUGUGACAGUGUGACCAGAUGACACCAUGUGACAGUGUGACCAGAUGACACCAUGUAACAGUGUGACCAGAUGACACCAUGUGACAUUGUGACCAGAUGACACCAUGUGGCUGUGUGACCAGAUGACACCAUGUGACAGUGUGACCAGAUGACACCAUGUAACAGUGUGACCAGAUGACACCAUGUGGCUGUGUGACCAGAUGACACCAUGUGACAGCGUGACCAGAUGACACCAUGUAUUAGUGUGACCAGAUGACACCAUGUGACAGUGUGACCAGACGACACCAUGUGACUGGAUGACACCAUGCGACACUGUGACUGGAUGACACCAUGUGGCAGUGAGCAGAUGACACCAUGUGUUAGUGUGACCAGAUGACACCGUGUGACCAGAUGACACCAUGUGACAGUGUGACCAGAUGACACCAUGUGACAGUGUGACCAGACGACACCAUGUGACUGGAUGACACCAUGUGACAUGACUGGAUGACACCAUGUGGCAGUGAGCAGAUGACACCAUGUGACAGUGUGACCAGAUGACACCAUGUGACGAGAUGACACCAUGUGACAGUGUGACCAGAUGACACCAUGUGACGAGAUGACACCAUGUGACAGUGUGACCAGACGACACCAUGUGACACUGUGACUGAUGACACCUGAAUGACCGUCUGUGACAAUGUUACACUGAGGGUACAGGUGGCACACAGGAUUAUUUUUGUUCUAAACUCAUGAUUCAGGUUUGAUGGGAAUAUAUCCUUAACUGUGGUAUCUCAUGGGAUUGGAAACUGUAAUAGUAAUACAGGUGCUGAGUUCAUGUUCGAUGAGGAACAUCUGUCAGUCGACACCUUGCCAUGUUUCAGUCAUUAGGACAGGGUUACCAAAAUAAAACGGCGUGUUCUGCGUGAGGAUCAAAUUCUGUAGCACUGCUGCCCCAUCCCUCAUGUUGUGAUGGAAGUAACUGGGAACUUAACCUGUGGAUAUAGCACAGAAUCUGGAGGAACUGCUAAGACAAGCAUAAAGGGCAUAACUUAAAUAUUACUAUUUGUAUGUACAUUAAUCAAAAUUAGCUCACCACCUAGAAAUUCAAGAUAAAUUUCCAGAAUGGUACCGACCUACCUCUUGUCAUAUGGCACAGGAAGCAUGGAUGACCCAGAACUCAUAGCCACCGUCGCUUGCUGUACACAAUGACAUCAUGUCAGAAUUUGCUGUUCGUGGGUUCAAGUCCCUGACUAUGAUCUUGGUUUGCCGGCAGCAGCUAUGACCCCUGACACUCCAGGCUGAUUCGCCAUGAUAUCACUGCCAUGUGGUGACGUGGAUGGUUGCUCAUAUUGUUCUGGUUAAGACUGGUUCAGGUGCGGACUUGAUCAGUUACAGACCAUCUUCACAAAGCUGGAAUAAUGUGGAGACUGUGUUAAAGAACAACCAACACUGAUGUGGAUUGUUUGUUUGAACUAACCAGAUGUCUUUAACAUUUGGAUUGUGUAUUUUGUCCAAUACAGAACCUCCAUGUGUAUAACCAUGUAUUGUAAGGUAAAUGCUUACCCAAGUUUUUAUUGUGGGCUGGCAUUGCAUUUUCAAGAACUGAUGAUACUGUUCAUUCUGUUUCUCAUUUUUGUUUCACAUUGAGUAAAGUCUCUACAUGUUUUGUACACAUUUUCCACUGAUUGACAUCAUCCACUUCGGGAUAACCUUAUGUAGAGCAGCAGUCUCUAGACUCUCUACCAAUGCUAAGGUCAUAUCCAAAAUAGUUGUGGAAUUCUUUUGAUACAAAUGAAUAAAUAUUGUAUGAAGAAA
This is a messenger RNA of Haliotis rubra (blacklip abalone), 2381 nucleotides long. Its product is annotated as mediator of RNA polymerase II transcription subunit 29-like. Gene Ontology annotation, biological process: regulation of transcription by RNA polymerase II. Gene Ontology annotation, molecular function: transcription factor binding; transcription coregulator activity. Lineage: Eukaryota; Metazoa; Mollusca; Gastropoda; Lepetellida; Haliotidae. Gene Ontology annotation, cellular component: mediator complex. The coding region runs from base 9 to 518 and encodes 169 amino acids. The transcript is spliced from 5 exons. The record is from RefSeq and is a predicted model, not a curated record.